UAAUAAGUAGAAGAGGAGGAUGAAGAAGAAGAAUCCGAACAAAAAUAAUAGAAUCUUAUAUUUAGCGGGUGGAAUUUAAAGGAGGCGGAAAACCGUUAUCCGGACUAAUUCUUCUCAAACGCAUUUCACACGUGAUCAUAAAAGGCCAAAGUAAAAUGUUUGCAAUCAACGUGUUGACGAGUCGUUAACGUUAAAUGCUACUCGUUUCCUUUGAUCUAUGUGCUAAGAUCUCUUUGUUAUCUCAUACAAACAGAUGUUUGUUCAUGAUACCUCGAAUUCAUUAAAGAAGGUGAUUUAUUAUCUAUCUUCAAACACCACACCCAUAUGCAUAGCCUACAUUUUCUCAUUGCAGGUCGACCGGAAUCUGGUAAAAGCACAUUAGCUAGACAAAUAAGACUUAUCCAUGAUCGGGAUUUUAUGGAGACAGAAAGACUAGCGUAUAGAAGUGUAUUAAGACAGAAUCUGAUCGAUAUAUUAAAGACAUUGUUACAAACUAUAGACCAACUAAAUAUACAAACAGGAGCUGAGUAUCAUAAUCUUUACGAGGAGUUGUCAGAAAUACCAUCAGGUACUGGUGAAUACUUGGUAGCAAGGCGACAUACUAUCAAACAGUUCCUUGCAUCUGCGGCUUUCCAUCAAUGUAUGGUACGGCGAUGGGAAUAUAAUUUACAGAGUUCAGCUAAGUAUUUGCUAGAUGGGGUAGAUAGAUUAUUAGAUCCCGGGUAUGUACCAUCUACUCAAGACAUACUCAGAGCAAGGAUUGAUAACAGUGGUUUACACGAAACGUCCUUCAAAUUUAAAGGUUUGGAAUUCAGAAUGGUAGAUGUCGGGGGUCAAAGAUCAGAUCCCAGAAAAUGGAUUCACUAUUUCGAUAACGUAUCAGCUCUGAUCUAUACAGUAGAUAUAAGUCGUUAUGAUCAACAACGGGACGAUGAUGGUAUAAUUGGCGAACAGAAUGAACUCUUGGAAUCCCUGGCCCUGUUUAAGAAGGUUGUCAGUCAUCGAGUGUUCAGUAAUACAACAUCAAUCCUCUUCUUAAAUAAAACUGAUCUUUUCAAGCAGAAAAUACAACACGUGCCGUUAAGAUGCUGUUUUCCCGAAUACAAGGGCACAAAUGAGUAUAAAGAAGCCUCGAUAUUUGUUCAAUGGAAGUUUAAGCAAAGCAUUACAGAUAACAAAGAGAUGUACAGCCAUUUUACUACGGCUACAGAUACCAGCAACAUACAGACAGUGUUUGAUAGUGUUAUAGCUAUUAUACUUAAGUGUAGCCAAAACAGUGCAAUCCUUUAUUAAAGAAGCAGUAUAUACAAUUGGGUUAUGCAUCGAUGUGUGGUGUGCGCAAGACCAAUACCCUCAAUAACUAUAAAUAGAAGCUUAGCUAAGCAUUCUAUAUUGUCUACGAUAUCACCUUAGGUGGAAGUGGACGUAAAACUCCAGAAACAAACGAACGAACGAAGCAUUCUAUGAACCACGCAAAGGCAGUUCCAGUCUUCGUCAGAGGCGUGUAGGUUUACAAUAGAUAUCUAGCACAUUUUUCAUGUAAAGUGAACACUACUGUGUGAACCAUCGUAAAUUUUAAACGGAUUUCUUCGAUUAUGAACAAACUACUUAACUUUGGUUAUUAUAAACUUACCUGUGUGUUUGUAAUGAACUCCCGUUCGAUAAAAUCCAUUGCACAACUAAUUAUCACAACGAUGAGAACAAUUUCUCUCUUGAAAAAUUUGAAAAUUUACUUGUAAUUUCGACAGAGUCGAUGUCAACAAUGUCUUCGUGACGUAUUGGUCGAAUCCAAUAUACCUGUUGCGGGGGUUGGUUAACAUUGAAAGAUAGUUUGACAGCGCGAUCAUUUUGAUCGUAUAUGGGUUUGGGCGACGAAAAAUAUCAAUUGAAGGCAAUUACAUAGGAGAUUUAUAUGGAAACCAUUGAUCGCCAGUCUAUCAAAUUUUCUUCACAAUUAAAAUAUCACUGAUUGCACGGAUACUCGUAAAAAUAAAGUCAUGAAUAAACUAUAAAUAUCCUAUCUUCUUUAUGUUAUAAAUAAUUUAACAAGGAUCAUGAAGCUUACCUCCGAAUUCUCUGAGUGUAUUUUUAAUUUUAUACGCAUUCUUUCGAUCGAAUAAUAACCGCUUCAGUAACAUCUUUAAGCGUGUUGCGGCAGCCCUCAGCGUGUCUAUUGCCGUAUUGGGUGCCCGGGUGGGUAUAUAAUGCUACUAAGCCCGUAUGACCCCGUAAGAAGCGGAACAUUAAUUCUCGAUUCGACAGUUUUGACCGAAGUGUGAUAAAGCCCGUAAAACGAAUGUAUAGUUGUGUUUGUGCGGCAUGCGUGUUCAAAAGUAAAUAAUCCCAUCCGAGUCGCUAAUCAAAUAAUUAAAACAAAAUAUUUCAAAAAGUAAAGCUAUAAAAUUUGCAGAGAUUUUACUAGAAUGUAAAAGACGGUAACUAAAUACAGGAAUGCGGGUAGUUAUGUGUGCGAACGCUCAAACUCAAUGCCAAUUGUCGUAGGUAUCCAGACCACUCGGACCAAAGACUACUCGGACUAAGACCAGUCGGACCAAAACAAGACCAGUCGGACCAAUUAAAUUAUAUUAUAAGGCUAGACAAUAUGCUAUUUAUUUAUUAUUAAAUCACAAUACAAAGAAGCAAAUAAUUCUUAUACGGAAUUCUUAUAUUUAGAGUUGUUUGGUUCAAUUUUGUGUACGGAAAAUAAAUCAACGAUUAGUUUUAAAAUUAAUUAAUAAUGGUGCCAAAAAAAAAUAUCAAUCUAAUUUUUUUUUACUCUUGCAAUGAGACUCGGUAUGUCCAGACUUUUGACAGUUUCUACAUAUACGGGUAUACUGUUCUUGUCUGAUAGCCUAAUUUUACUUUUUCCACAUUCGCGGUAUCCCCAGUGGUUUCAUUCCGUUCUACCCCACUAACCCCUGGGUUACUAUAUAUGGGGGGGGGGGGUGGAGACACGUUUUCAAGUUAUCCGCCCUUGAUGCGUUAAUAUAAACAGCACAUAAUAAUACGAAGACCGGACGUUUAUAUGCCCCUUUUUAAACGUGACUACAAGUGUGGUUCUCGAUAUUUUGCGAUUUGGAAUACAAUUAUCAAUUUAUUCAAACAACACGUUAUUAUUAGUUCGAGUAGUCAUAUUAAAACACACACAAUUAUCAAUUUAUUCAAAUAACACUUUAUUAUUGGUUCGAGUAGUCAUAUUAAAAUAAACACAAUUAUCAAUUUAUUAAAAUAACACUUUAUUAUUGGUUCGCGUAAUUAUAUUAAAACAAACGCAAUUAUCAAUUUAUUAAAACAACAUUUUAUUAUUGGUCCGAGUCGUCUUUCUGUUGGGUCCGAAUAGUCUUUUUGUAUGGUCCGAGUAGUCUAUUUGUUUGGGCUGAGUGGUCUAUCAGUUGGUCCGACUGGUCUUGAACCGAGUGGUCUUUGGUCCGAGUGGUCAUGGAUUCUUGUCGUAAUUGUACUUGAAUUUCCUAUGUUGUCACCCCUAAUACGAAACCAUCUUCCAUAUUGGUAUUUUUCUCUGGGAAAAGUUUGUGAUAUUUCAAUUUUUCAAGAGAGAACUUGUUUUCAUCGUUGUGAUAAUUAGUUGUGCAAUG
Patella vulgata (common limpet) is the source of this 3596-nucleotide messenger RNA. RefSeq names its product guanine nucleotide-binding protein G(i) subunit alpha. The record is from RefSeq and is a predicted model, not a curated record. Gene Ontology annotation, molecular function: G protein-coupled receptor binding; GTPase activity; GTP binding. The transcript has 7 exons. Gene Ontology annotation, biological process: adenylate cyclase-modulating G protein-coupled receptor signaling pathway. The coding region runs from base 325 to 1293 and encodes 322 amino acids. Gene Ontology annotation, cellular component: heterotrimeric G-protein complex. Lineage: Eukaryota; Metazoa; Mollusca; Gastropoda; Patellidae.